UUUCUUUCUUAUUUAUCACAAAUACCCUCAAUAGCUCUUAAAAUUCCUUUCUUAUAGUGAACAAAUAUCAUUCAUGUAAAGGAUCUGAAAUGAACAGCGUUUACUGGAAUUUGUUUUCACAUAUUGUUAUAGAUAAUAACAAGACAGAUUGUUCGGCCACCAAAAAAAUUUUCCUUUUCGGAUAAAGGUGGGCCAAUGGCCCUUAAAAGAAACAAUCAUCGUGUUUCUGAUGAUGAAUUUGUUUGUAAUCGUGAAGCAUAUGUCAAGGUUUCAUUGGCCAACCAGUCGGCUACCAAAUAUUUAUGUAUAGGAAUAUUAAAUUUGGAUUAUGACAUUGACCAAUUAUCUGAGUUAGUAUGUCUUUGACCAAUUAUGCGCCAACCAACCAUCCUACGUGGCAAACACAAAUGCUGAUCAACCACGAUGUUCAUGCCUGUAUAAAUGUGCAUCGUCUACCCUUUCUCUUCGUUUUCUUUUCUGGAGCAGUGGAAAUAGGAAUCUGAACAAUCGCAGAUAAAUCAAAACAAAAGAAAAAGGCAAAAAUUAUAUCCUGUCCAUCCACUCAAGAAACGAUGCCGUUUUGCGAGGUGGGAAUAACGCAGGGCAAAGUCGACGCAUCUCUAAACAAUGGCGUCCAGAUUUUUUAUCGGACUUACGGUCACGGCCCUGUCAAAGUCCUCCUCAUCAUAGGACUGGCGGGGACACACGACUCAUGGGGCCCACAAAUCAAGGGACUGACCGGAACCGAUAGGCCCAACGACGAUGAAACCAUGGCAAUUGAUCUGGGACAUGGCGGAGGUCACAAUGAGGUCGGUGGCAUCGAGGUUUGUGCCUUUGAUAAUCGUGGGAUGGGCCUGAGCUCCGUCCCCACCAAAAAAUCCGACUAUACGACAAGAAUUAUGGCCAAAGAUGCAAUUGCCUUAUUGGAUCAUCUGGGAUGGAAGAAAGCCCAUGUUUUCGGGCAUUCAAUGGGAGCUAUGAUUGCUUGUAAGAUGGCGGCAAUGGUGCCUGAGAGAAUUCUUUCUUUGGCAUUACUUAAUGUAACAGGUGGAGGUUUUGAAUGUUUCCCAAAGCUUGACCGCAAAACACUAUCCAUUGCAAUUCGUUUUUUAAAGGCAAAAACUCCUGAGCAAAGGGCAGCGGUUGACUUAGACACGCACUACUCAAAGGAAUAUCUUGAGGAGUACGUUGGAUCUAACACUAGAAGAGCAAUUUUGUAUCAAGAAUAUGUAAAAGGCAUAACAGCAAGUGGCAUGCAAUCUAACCAUGGGUUUGAUGGUCAAAUCAAUGCAUGCUGGACACAUAAAAUGACACAACAAGAAAUUGAUUUAAUCCAUUCAUGUGGAUUUCUUGUAUCAGUCAUUCACGGCAGGCAAGAUGUUAUUGCUCAAAUAAAUCAUGCAAGGAAGCUUGCAGAGAAGCUACAGCCUGUUGCCAGAAUGGUAGAGCUUCAUGGAGGGCAUCUAGUAAGUCAUGAGAGGAUAGAAGAGGUUAAUCAAGCUCUUCUCGACUUGUUAAAGGCAUCUGAAAUGAAGAUGAGCCCGCAUGAUUGGAACAACUUCCCCAAGAAAAGUUCUGCAGGAGCUUCUAGCAGAACGACGAUAGAGGGGGAAACCAACAUAAUCUUAGGAAAGCUCCACUUUUACCUAUUAUAUCUAUUCAGUCUAUUUAUGAUGGCGUUAAAGAAUGGAAGAAGUGCUCUACGAAGGCUAAAACCAGCUAGAGUUGGAGCUUCCCUAACAUAGUCUAUUUUUUUAACUGGUAAGUUCUGAGUUUAUCUUUCCUUGUGCUUAAAAGCAGGUUUAGAAUAGAAUAAACUGAGACUCAUUUGCUCGUAUCUUCUUUUUUCAGGUUUCAUAAAUUUCUGCCAUUGUGGCGCGACCUCCUUUGGCUAGGCUGUUAGCUUAUUUCUAUAUUAUUGGCGAACCUAGGUACACAAAACAAAAAAAAA
Durio zibethinus is the source of this 1951-nucleotide messenger RNA. NCBI's taxonomy places the organism in Eukaryota, Viridiplantae, Streptophyta, Magnoliopsida, Malvales, Malvaceae. The record is from RefSeq and is a predicted model, not a curated record.